AUUUGCCAUGAAUGAUGGCUCAAAACAAGCGAAUACCCGUGUCCUGGACGAAGGACAAAGUUCAUCAGCGCUUGAAAUCACCACCCCAUCGGCAAGGCCAAUUGGACAGAAGACUGCAAAGUGUAAAGUAAGACAAGAUGAGGUCGAACGAAGCAAGAUUAUUGUUCUGGAGAAAAUGGCCGCUACUACGCAAGAGAGAAAUGAUAUUAUGCGUCAUGCUAAUCGCAUCAAGAUUGUUACAACAAGUCUCGAUGGUUUGGACGAAGUGUCCAAACAAAUUCUAAGGUUGGAGAAGCAAAAAAUCCUGGACGAAAUGCUAUAUGGAUCGAAUCUGGGUAAUCCUGGAACAUCGGACAUAGGGUUGAUCACUGACGAUCCACAGGGAAUCAAUCAAGAUUUGCAAGAGAUAAAAUUUGCAAGUGAUAUUAAUUCCGGAGCAUCCAGCAGUCAGAAGACAGAAAUAAGUAGAGCUGUUUUGGAGGAUUGCUCAUUUGAAGGGGGUUACGUCACAUUCGACCCGAACUCGCUGAUAGUAUCUGACUACGAAAGCGACUGAAAAUGAUACUUACUGAUUAAAUCUAUGUAAGAUCUUUUAAGAGUAAAAACCAUUAAUUUUAAAAUAACAUAAAAAGAUAUAUAAGCCGAUAAAUGGUUUAUUAAGAAUGUUAUGACAUGGUUUGUUAAAACUUAACUAAGUACACUAAACAUUUAAAGCUGAUAUAACAAUAUGUACUUCCUUUACUCGAGAAUACGCUACGAAUUCUCUUCUAUGAAUACUAUUAUAGAUAGGUUUAACUGAAUAAAUCACUGUUCACUGCGAAAGUUUCACAGGUGUUCUAUUAAAUCUUUACGAAGCGAUAAACUGUUUGCAGGGUUUGCAGGGCACGAGCUGCGCAAUACUCUUUGAACGUUUUAGGAACAUUUCCCAUAGGUUGUAUGUCUGGAUGGAUACCAUCGCCACCUUCUCUAAUCUCGUUAUGUGAAUACUCAAUCCGCAUAUUGUGUAAUAUGAUGCAUGCAUGCAUAACCGAAAUCAUAGUGGAUAUAUCCCAUAAUCGACAAGGAUUUUUCGUGAUCUGCCAUGUGUUGGUUAGAUGGCUGAAGGUGCGUUCGACAUCCUUUCUCAGUGACUCUUGAGUUGUUGCAAAGUGUUGUUCUUUUGCAUUUGAUGGAUGUGAAAUUGUUUUUACGAAACAGCUCCAGUCAGGAUAAAUUCCGUCCCCCAGAAAAUAACCUCUUUCUCGUGUCUUUCUGUUCAACUCGUAAGUGA
This is a messenger RNA of Armigeres subalbatus, 1270 nucleotides long. RefSeq lists its product as uncharacterized. The record is from RefSeq and is a predicted model, not a curated record. NCBI's taxonomy places the organism in Eukaryota, Metazoa, Arthropoda, Insecta, Diptera, Culicidae. Bases 8 to 556 code for a protein of 182 amino acids. The transcript has 2 exons.